UGCAGUGCUACAGUUCACUCGUACAUUCGCAGCAGAAGUGUCAAUGCUCUUUGAGCUUUGGCAGUCGAAUCACCUUUACUUUAUUGCACUCAAGGCACAGCAAAUCAAAAAACAAAACCCAACCAAAUGGACUACGGCUACAGGCUGGAAUACAUGAAGAUCUUUUUUGUUCUGUAAAAAAGUGAAGGCACUUUUUUAAUGACUCUUCAAAGUACUUUGUCACCUGGACUAAUUUCAACCAAGUGUUUCUCCAACGGUUUGUUUUCUUCAAACCAUCUAGGAGAUCUUCAAGACAUCCGCUGCAUGAACAUUUGUUUUUCUUUUUUUUUUUACCUCUAAAGGGGGAAGAUGUAUUCUUUAGGAUGAAUGAUGGUGAAGUUAAAAGGAAUCAUCUGUUGUGUUCUUGAAGACACUGUGAUAAUUUACGAUCGCUCGGAUAUGUCUGUGUCAAAUCAAGCCUUGGUCUAAAGGAUCUCCUGCGAACUCCUGACAAAGAAACCAUCUGUGUAUGAACUCACAUGUUCGGGGCCGUAAACGUGUAUCAGGAAUGCCAUUUUACUCGUUGCUUGGACUUGUUCACUUUUUAAACAUCAAAAAGAAGAGUUAGCUUUUAGUCUUGUAGGUUCCUUUCAACUACUGUACAAAGAUGCAAAACACGACUGAUUCUUCAAAUCUGAGUGGGAAUAUAGACAAGACAGAUUACAGAUUGCUGGUACCUGUUGUGAUCAUUGUCAUCAUCAUCAUCUUGGGCAACCUGAUGGUCAUCAUUGCAAUCACACGGACAGCCGUGCUCCAGACUGUAACCAACAUCUUCAUCAUGUCAUUGGCAUGCGCCGAUCUCAUCAUGGGGAUUAUGGUGGUACCACUGGGAGCCACUAUAGUCAUAACAGGUAACUGGCAACUCACUAAAACAAUGUGCAGGUUAUGGACGUCCGUGGACGUCCUAUGCGUUACUGCCAGCAUUGAGACACUGUGUGCAAUCUCAGUCGACCGAUACAUUGCGAUCACCAAACCCCUACGGCACAAGGUGCUGCUUAGCAAGUGGCGCGUUCGACUGAUUGUAUGCUUGGUGUGGGUUGUGUCUGCUCUCACCUCAUUCCCCUCCAUCAUGACGGACAUUUGGCAUGCUGAUGAUCUGAAAGCUAUAACUUGCUACAACAGUACCAAUUGUUGUGAUUUCAUCACGAACACAGGUUUCGCAAUUAUAUCAUCAGGCAUUUCGUUUUACAUCCCUCUGGUCAUCAUGAUCUUCGUCUACACCAAUGUGUUUGUCAUUGCUACGAAACAGGUGCAGCUAAUAGGGAAGAGUCGGCAGCGUUUCCAGAACGUAAAUGCAACCACCAAUGGCAACAACAACCUCCCAUCGAGCGCGAGCAGUAGCAGUCUUACAUCAGGUAGACGAAAAUCCACACGACGAAGACCGUCCAAAUUAAGUGUGGUGAAAGAGCACAAGGCCUUGAAGACACUGGGUAUCAUCAUGGGAUGCUUUACUCUCUGCUGGCUGCCCUUCUUUGUAGCCAACAUCAUUGACACCUAUAAUCGUGAACUGAUACCAUCAGAUGUUUUCAGAUUAUUGAACUGGCUCGGCUACAUCAAUUCGGGCCUCAACCCCAUAAUCUACUGCAGAAGUAAAGAAUUCCGUACAGCCUUUAAGAGCCUUCUAGGAUGUCCCUGGCUGCAAAUGCCCAGCAUGAACUACCUUUAUAAGGAGCUCAGGACUCGAUGCCCGUGUUUCCUUGGUUUGACAGAAACAGGCAUGAACGGAGCUUUCCAAAAGCCUGUUAGCUCACGAGGGACAAGGCCAGAUUUUGUGCCGCAGGAAGACGGGGAAGAAAGUCUAGGAAGCAGUCAGAGUAGCUACAGGAGUGAAAAGUCAUCACCGGGACCUGUACGCUCGAAUGGCAGCACACACUUCAGUGAUUUCUCAGAAAUGGAUAAUGAAUUGUCCUCGGAUACAGAUGCUACGUGUCCGUGUCCUUGUUGGAGUGCUGUAAUAUAAUUACACCUUACAGGGGCUGGGAGAAUGAGACGAGAAUCAGCUGAACUGAAAGACAAAGCGAAAGAAAGAAAGAAAGAAAGAAAGAAAGAAAGAAAGAAAGAAAGAAAGAAAGAAAGAAAGAAAGAAAGAAAGAAAGAAAGACGCAAAAAGAGAGAGACGAAUCAUUUCAGCUGAGAUUGGAUAAACUUUCUGGCCGGACUGCAAAGAGCCACAAAAGCAACCUUACAAAUGACUGCGUUGAAAUACACAAACAAGAUAAACCAAAUGGGAACGGCUGAUCGGACGGUGGCACGCACAGAGACGGUGCACGCACAACAGCGGAUGGACAGCAGGGAGUGCGUCCAGGCUGCUAUUACUCUUGGCCUUUAGGGAAAAUAACUGGAUUAAACCAGUUAAGAUGGGCCAGUGUGAUGGACAACAAUCUAUAAGGGUUUGGUGGAAGCCAAGUUGGAUCCGGAGUAGUCUCUAAGCACUCCGAUAUUCUCACAGGCCGACUUCGUUCCAGCAAGUUUAUAUCUUUCACAAAACAAAGACUUGGAAAAAAAAAACACUGAUGGCGCACAAACCACCUACAGACUUUUUUUUCUUUCUUUUCUUUUCUUUUCUUUUGGAAGCACAACGGAUGUAAUCUGUUAAAGAAUACAGAGAGUAGUGGUUGAAAGCAAAUUUUGUACUUCAUGUUAAAUUAUUUCCUAUUUAUUUGUUAUCCCCAAUUUUACCUGUGAAUGUGCUAAAGAGUUUAUCAGAACGAUACAUCUAAUGUUAUACAGGUUCACGUCUGUUCACCGACAUGUACAGCUAAUAGUAUGGUAGCUAAUGUUUUUUUCUUCAGUUCGUCCUUUGUAAAAGUCUUUUAUAAGCUGCAAACCCCAUGUGCACAAAAACUCAACACUUUGGCUCACAUCUCCAAAAAGAAAAAAAAAAUCCAAAUGAAUUCAUCUUUUCAUUCACUUUCAGAGCUGCUAACGUCUUUUUAAUUUUAUUUCUGUCAUAGACAAAAGACUGAUUAAUGUGUAUCGGUCGUCUGAUCCCUAAGGCAUGACGCACGAUAUUAUUCUGUAUUAUACAUUUUUUAUAAAUAGCUUUUCAUACUCCCAACAUAGAAUAAUUCUAACAUUGAAAGAAAGAAAAAAAACAAGCUAGGAAGAACAGAUUAUGCUUUUUCUAAUGUAACGUGUUGGUGUUUCAUUAUCAGGUGCAAUUGCUGAGGAUUUCAAUUUCCGCAAAGGAAAGUAACCCGAAAAGGAAAAUGAAUAAUAAUAAUAAUAAUAAUAAUAAUAAAUGUAUUAAAUGCAAUGACGGACACAAUAACUGUGGAUCUCAGGAUAUUUGUUGUGGCCUCUGAUACAGUUCUGUUUCUUUUUUGUUUGUUUGUUUGUUUGUUUUCAGAGGAAUCAGUCGGUAGCAUCCAUACUGCUUUUUGAGCUCUGUACAUAAUUCCUUGUUCACUGUGAUUUUCUUGUAACAUUAACGAGCAGAUUAAUAACAGGAAAUGUGUACUAAAUAAAUAAAUAAAUAAAUAAAUAAAUAAAUAAAUAAAU
This is a messenger RNA of Tachysurus fulvidraco (yellow catfish), 3540 nucleotides long. RefSeq names its product adrenoceptor beta 3a (gene adrb3a). The transcript is spliced from 3 exons. Lineage: Eukaryota; Metazoa; Chordata; Actinopteri; Siluriformes; Bagridae. Gene Ontology annotation, biological process: norepinephrine-epinephrine-mediated vasodilation involved in regulation of systemic arterial blood pressure; adenylate cyclase-activating adrenergic receptor signaling pathway. Gene Ontology annotation, molecular function: beta3-adrenergic receptor activity; norepinephrine binding; epinephrine binding. Gene Ontology annotation, cellular component: membrane. Bases 647 to 1999 code for a protein of 450 amino acids. The record is from RefSeq and is a predicted model, not a curated record.